Colletes gigas is the source of this 1481-nucleotide messenger RNA. RefSeq names its product transcription initiation factor TFIID subunit 7 (gene Taf7). Gene Ontology annotation, cellular component: transcription factor TFIID complex. The transcript has 7 exons. NCBI's taxonomy places the organism in Eukaryota, Metazoa, Arthropoda, Insecta, Hymenoptera, Colletidae. The record is from RefSeq and is a predicted model, not a curated record. Gene Ontology annotation, biological process: RNA polymerase II preinitiation complex assembly; transcription initiation at RNA polymerase II promoter. Gene Ontology annotation, molecular function: RNA polymerase II general transcription initiation factor activity. The coding region runs from base 180 to 1391 and encodes 403 amino acids.
UGUAAGAUGGAACGUGUGACAUCAAAUUAAAAUGUAUAGAUCCGCAAAUUAUAAAUCAUUCGAUUAACGAUUAAACUGUAACGUGCUAAAAAAUUUGUUAAAUCUACAGGUUGAACGCAGAAAUUCUGUCGCGACAUUUAUUUAACGCCCAAGUCGAAACGUAAAGUUUUGGAAGGAACAUGAAUCGUCAUCCAAAUCCAGAUUCUAAGUCCCGCAGCGAACCUCUAGUGGAAUUAGAAAGUCAAUUUAUUUUACGCUUACCACCGGAACCGUCACGAGUCUUACGAGAAAUUUUACGCAGUGGUUUGCCUUUGAAAGAUAGGCUGAGUAUAAAAUUGGAGAAUGAUAUGCGUUAUGGUGAAGUUAGAUUUGACCAUUGGCUACUUCAUACAAAGGUUGUUGACCUGCCAACAAUUGUGGAAUCCUUAAAAACCAUUGACAAUAAAAGUUUCUACAAAACUGCAGAUGUCUGCCAGUUAUUGAUUUGUAAAGAAGAAGAUGAUCACACUACAACGGAUGAAGAAUCCCCUGUAAGGCAAAAGAAGAAAGAUCCGAAUAAAGUAGACAAAAAAUUUUUAUGGCCACAUGGUAUAACUCCUCCUACUAAAAACGUAAGACGUAGAAGAUUCAGGAAAACUCUGAAAAAGAAAUACGUAGAAGCUCCGGAAAUUGAGAAGGAAGUGAAGCGUUUAUUAAGGGUGGAUAAUGAUGCUGUUAAUGUUAAAUGGGAAGUAAUAUGCGAAGAUGAAGAUCAAUCAAAGCCAAGUAAAGUAUCGUCGUCUGGUACUGUAAAAACUAAAAGGGAAAGUAUUAAUGGUAAUACUUCUCAAAGCCUCGAUGUCGCGGAACAUGAUAUAUUUGGCGAGCCUGUUAGCGAUAGCGAAGACGACGACGAAGAAGCGAACAUAAAUGUCAUGGAAUUGGAUGAAAAUAGUCGACUUUCGGUAGAUAGCAGAGUGUCAGAUUCUAAUUCUAUGCAAGCCACGUAUUCCGAAAGAUCUAAUCACAACGCAACAACAAGUAACACUCUUGUCACGGAGUUUAAGAAGGAAAUGUUCCAGAACGAUAAUAACUGUGAAACAGAAGGUGAUAAACCAGUAGAUGCAAUAUCAAAAUUACCUAAAAUGGAACAAUUCCAUUCGGAAUAUAUAAUUCCAGAUGAUUUCUCAGAAAUACCAUCUGCUCCAGCAUCAAAAGAUUUGUUGCAAACACGUCUUGCAACGUUACACGCAGAAUUAGCCGAAUUGCGACAACGAAGACAACAACAAGAACUUGAAAUUGCUAAUAUUGAAAAUGUUAAAUUGAGACAAAGAUUUCAGGAGAUACUGGAUAAUUUGCUAACGCAAGAAAUGCAAAAAGUACAAGAGAUACAAAAUUUAGACUUGGAGUAAUAUUCGAAAUGUACUGUGCUAAUCGAUUAAACAUUGUUGUCAAAACAUCCAACUUUGUGAAGUUCCUUAUAAAAAAAAAUAUAUGUGAAU